This is a messenger RNA of Colletotrichum lupini, 441 nucleotides long. RefSeq lists its product as uncharacterized. The coding region runs from base 1 to 441 and encodes 146 amino acids. NCBI's taxonomy places the organism in Eukaryota, Fungi, Ascomycota, Sordariomycetes, Glomerellales, Glomerellaceae. The record is from RefSeq and is a predicted model, not a curated record. The transcript has 4 exons.
AUGGCGUUUAUGGUUUUGCUUUCGCAGGUUCAGCCCGAAGGUCUCCUAAGGGAGGAUGCGGGAUUGAAGGACUGGGAGGUCUUCCAUUCCACUACAUGUUUUUGCAUUGCUUUCUCCUACAAACUGCAUCUGGUUAACGAGAAGGGAUGGACGGGGUCGAUAUUUCGGACGCGGCGGGGUUCUACACGAUCCAAGGAGGCAACCUACGUACUUUACCUACCUGAGUGGCAAGGCGUGGCUGAGCACGUCACGGAGGGGGAGGGGAAGGGAGCUCUCGGACUCUUGGCGGUCGAAGCGACGACGGAUUUCACAGCUUUUCUUGGGAUUCUUGAAGAGACGGAGGACCUUGCCUUUGUGACCUUUGAGACCGUCGGGGAGUGGCAAGGCCUCUUUUUGGCUCGUCUGAUGAUAUUCAAAGUGAGGCAAUCAUGGGGUCGAUAA